Artibeus jamaicensis (Jamaican fruit-eating bat) is the source of this 3950-nucleotide messenger RNA. RefSeq names its product solute carrier family 2 member 3 (gene SLC2A3). The transcript is spliced from 10 exons. Bases 299 to 1768 code for a protein of 489 amino acids. NCBI's taxonomy places the organism in Eukaryota, Metazoa, Chordata, Mammalia, Chiroptera, Phyllostomidae. Gene Ontology annotation, biological process: D-glucose transmembrane transport. The record is from RefSeq and is a predicted model, not a curated record. Gene Ontology annotation, cellular component: membrane.
UAGCGUGGGGCUGCCCGAGUGUUACAAAAAUUCCGAGAGAUCAGGGGAAUAUUUGGUGGGCGGUUCUAGGGUGGGGCUGGGGGCUUGGCUCCCACCCUGGCUCCACCCUAUGCGGGGAUUAUAAAUAGGUGCUGGGUGCGCUCUUGGAUGUUGAGUAAGAGUUGGCGGUUGGAUGUAGAGCAUCACUGGAGACCUGAAAAGAAGGACUUCUUUGAAGGAUUUGUUGGCUGGAAGAGGUGUCUCUGGAAUUCCACUUCUAGAUCUCUCCUGAAGACUUGAAAAGAAUUAAGUUAGGGCCAUGGGUACCCAGAAGGUCACUGCUCCUCUGAUCUUUGCCAUCACCGUGGCUACCAUAGGCUCUUUCCAAUUUGGCUACAACACCGGCGUUAUCAAUGCUCCGGAAACUAUCAUAAAGGACUUUAUCAAUUACACUUUGGAAGAGGGCUUAGAAAACCCUCCCAGUGAGGAGCUGCUAACGUCCCUCUGGUCCUUGUCAGUGGCCAUCUUCUCCGUUGGUGGGAUGAUUGGAUCCUUUUCCGUUGGACUCUUCGUCAACCGCUUUGGCAGGCGCAAUUCAAUGCUUAUUGUCAAUCUAUUGGCAAUCAUUGGUGGCUGCCUUAUGGGAUUCUGCAAGUUAGCCCAGUCAGUUGUGAUGCUGAUCCUGGGCCGGCUGAUUAUUGGCCUCUUCUGCGGACUCUGCACAGGUUUUGUGCCCAUGUACAUUGGAGAGGUAUCUCCCACUGCCCUGCGGGGGGCCUUUGGCACUCUCAACCAGCUGGGCAUCGUCAUCGGGAUUCUGGUGGCCCAGAUCUUUGGCCUGAACGUCAUCUUGGGGACCGAAGAGCUUUGGCCUGUGCUGUUGGGCUUCACCAUCCUCCCGGCUCUCCUGCAAAGCAUAGCCCUUCCAUUUUGCCCAGAGAGUCCUAGGUUCUUGCUAAUUAACAAAAAGGAAGAGGAUAGUGCUAAGAAGAUCCUCCAGCGGUUGUGGGGCACACAGGAUGUGACUCAGGACAUCCAGGAGAUGAAAGAUGAGAGUGCCCGGAUGGCCCAAGAAAAGCAAGUCACUGUGCUGGAGCUCUUCAGAGUGCGGAGCUACCAACAGCCCAUCAUGAUUUCCAUCAUGCUCCAGCUCUCUCAGCAGCUCUCCGGAAUCAAUGCUGUGUUCUAUUACUCAACGGGAAUCUUCAAAGAUGCAGGUGUCGAGGAGCCAAUCUAUGCCACCAUUGGUGCUGGUGUGGUUAAUACCAUCUUCACUGUAGUGUCUCUGUUUCUGGUGGAAAGGGCAGGAAGAAGAACUCUGCAUAUGACUGGCCUUGGGGGGAUGGCGGUUUCCUCCAUCUUCAUGACUAUUUCCCUGUUGUUAAAGGAUGAGUACAACUGGAUGAGCUUUAUCUGCAUUGGGGCAAUCUUGCUCUUCGUGGCCUUCUUUGAAAUUGGCCCGGGCCCCAUUCCCUGGUUUAUUGUGGCCGAACUCUUCAGCCAGGGACCCCGCCCAGCUGCUAUGGCAGUGGCUGGCUGUUCCAACUGGACCUCCAACUUUUUGGUUGGACUGCUCUUCCCUUCAGCUGCUUUCUAUUUAGGAGCCUACGUUUUUGUGGUCUUCACCGGCUUCCUUGUGAUCUUCUUGGUCUUCACCUUCUUCAAAGUCCCUGAGACUCGUGGCAGGACUUUUGAGGAAAUUACACGAGGCUUUGAAGGGCACCCGAUGGAGGCUCACCGAGCUGAGAAGGGCCACCACGGGGAUAAGGAGGCCACCACCAAUGUCUAAGCCAUUCUUCCUUCCCACCUCCCUCCCAACGUGAAAGCAACCUCUCCCCGAGUGGCGGAGAGACCGCAUCAGGUUGUAACCCAGGACUGUUUCUGAAUGCUGCUACUUGAUUCUUUUGUCAGCCCACACUCCAUGAGCACUCAGAGGAUCCCAAUGCUGGGGUUAGUUGUAUCUUCAAUGGCUUUUUAAACAUUUCAUUUCUUGGACAUUCUCUUCUGUUUAGGAGAGACCAAGUGAACCUACCUUCAUUUCAGGAGGGACUGGCUACUUGGCAUUUGAUAGCUUUGCCAGCUCUUCCUCCCUUAAGUUCUAAUAUUUGCUUCAUCCAGGCAUGUAGGGGAGAGAGAUCCCCCCACCUCAGACUCACCAGGAAACAGAUCACUGGAGUGUGUGGGAGGCAGAGAGGGUUUACAUACGAGCACCUGCCUCACUUCCAUACAGUGCUGCAGAGCAAAUCGAUUUGAGUUGUAUUUAUUUUAUCUUCUGGUUUUACUGCAUAAAUAUUUAUUUUUUUAAGUGUAAUUUUACCAAAUAAUGAAAACAUAAGGAAAUAGAGGUUAGAGGGAGGUGUUCAAAGAGUUUAUGGGGUGGAAGUUUUGAUACUGGAGAGGUUAUAGUUUAAUAAGGGAAGAAUUUAGGCAGAAAUCUAAUGUGUUAUUGGAGAGUAUAUGAUGGGGCGUGUGAGGUUUGCAUGUUGCCUCUUGACAGUGUCUGUCCUUCAGAUGGAAUGUCUCAAGUUCAGUUUUUCGAAGUCACGUGCCUGUAUAAAGAAGCUACUGGUUUCCUUGUAAAGAAGCUACUGGUUCCUUGUGAACCCUCUUCUUUAAGAUUAUACGUAGUAUUACUUGAAAUCUAGUAUUAUUACUAAGAUGGGCAUUGUAGUUGAUGGUGGUUGAUGGGUUCUGAUUUUGGAUGGUGUCCCAAGAGGGGAAGGUGGUUUGUGGAAAUCAGUCCUCUCCUCCCCUCACUGGAGCAAACAACUUCCUUUUAUGGUGGACUCAGCCUUUUUUUUUUUUAAUGCUCCUACCACUCAUCUGGUGGAAGAGCAACAUAAAAUAUUGGUUCUAGGUAAAGGUUUGUUUUUUUCUCCACUUUGUUCUUUAGGUGAUUUUAGAGGUUUAGAUUUUUUUUAAGUUUUGUUUUAAGCCAUAGCUUUAAAGGAAUUCAUAGGAAAGUGUUUGUAGCUAAGCUGGAUUUGCAGCCUUGGCCCUGGGAGAGGUUUUUUCCUGAAUGAUUGUUACCUAGUUGAAGUAUGUUAUUGCUUUGGGGGCAGCUCGUGUUUGUUUAUGUCUGUUACCAUGUCAAGUUACUCUUGUCACCAUGUCACCGUAGUAUUAAGUCAGGGGCCCUAGGAGCACGCGAGUCUUCCCCGUAGACCACAUGUGAGAUGGUGUGAGUAAAUGUGCAGUGUGGCCCACACUUGAGAGUAUGAAUGUAUGUGCACUGUCACUUUGCUCUGGGUGGAAGCAGUUUACUGGUAACUUGUAACCUCCGUUCCUAUAGCCCCCCUUUGGAUGGGAUGUGUCUGAGUAACACUGCUGGGCGGCGUUUGCAUCAGUGGCUUAUUCCUAACAUGUAGGGAGCUCCGCCUCACUCUAGAUUCUGAAGGUGGGAGUAGGAGAGUGUGAGAUCAGGACAAGUGGCAAACUAGGGGAGCCAGAGGGAAGCCAUGGGGGGAGAGGGAGGCAUUCUUUUCAAGGGGAUAAGAAACACUCUGGGGACUUGUAAAUCUGGAAGGCUUGCACUUGCUGUAGGUCAUGGACACCUCCACAAUCUAGUUUCCCAGUGUUUUUAUAAGUGGAGAUAGGGCCCCAGCGAUUCCCUCUCUUCCCUUUUUUGUGUGUUGCUUGGUCUCCCUUCCCCUCCUUGGUGCUUACACAUUUCAGGCCCUUUAGCCAAAUCCUUGCCUAUGACAAUAUCUUAGUUUUCGGUUCUUGCCAUUCCCCGGGGUCAUUGAGCCUCUGGAUAAAAACUCACAGAGCUGUGGUGUGGAGCUUUGCUGGGACGGGUGACGUUCCUUCAGCCUCACCUCUGCUUUCAGCUCCUCAAAAACUGUGGGUUGGCAGUAACGCUAUGUGGAAGUUUUCCCAUUUUUCAGUGACCAGAUUGUGAAUAUUUCUAAAUGUUUUAUAUUAUUAAUGUUACUGUGGUUUUUUGUUUUGAAAUAAAAAUUCUGAAUGUA